Molecule: messenger RNA, 1641 nt
Organism: Paraglomus brasilianum
Lineage: Eukaryota; Fungi; Glomeromycota; Glomeromycetes; Paraglomerales; Paraglomeraceae
Source: the annotation of a GenBank genome assembly
AUGGAUCAACUAGUGUCAGAAUAUGCCUCAACGAGUGAAGACUCUGACGAUCAAACGGCUCUCAAGCGCUCUAAUCAAAGCAAAACCUCCACACAAAUAACAAAGCGAUCCAAAAUCGAUCUUGCACCAGAAGUCAGCCUUGAGGAUCAAAGACUCUCCAAUGCCUUUUACACGAAACCCACCGACACUGAAAUAGCCUUUAACAUUCCAUAUGAAGAUCUUUCCCGACCCGUGAACGGACCUUCUAAUCCAUUCUCCACGCGUGUGAUGAACCAAAAUGUCUUAACUGGACACGUAGAGGAACAAGUGUAUUCGGAGAUUGCAUUCAAGACCCAACAGCGCACGUUUGCCUCGUUUGGAUAUGCACGAGAUCCUACUUUACUCGACAAUGUGGCUAGUGGGUCAGCAGAAUUUGUAGGCAACGUAGAAAAGGCAAUUGCAAUGAACGGAGCCACAAUUUAUGAUCCCACACCAAAAAAGAGCGGACCCGCACGAUUGCCGAAAGGGGAUUCGGCAGUGUUGGAGGGUGAAAAUGCAUACAAGGGACCCUGGACUGGAUACCACGGAGAGUCUAUCGGCACACCAGUAGGGCCUCCGGAAGGUGCGAUUAGAACUCAAGCCGAGCCCGUUCAGAAUCUAAAGAAGCAAGUCGAAGUUGGACAGGAGACGACUGUAUUUCAUGGCCAAUCGGAGUUUGACUAUCAGGGCAGAACUUACAUGCAUGUGCCGUUGGAUUUGGAUGUCAAUCUUUUGAGUGAACCGGGAUCUCAAGAAUGCUUUAUACCUAAACGUUGCAUCCAUACAUGGUCGGGCCACACCAAAGGUGUAUCUGCCAUCAGACUGUUCCCCAACUCGGCACAUUUACUACUCUCUUGCAGUUUGGAUUCCAAAAUCAAAAUCUGGGAUGUAUAUCAUGAUCGCCGGUGUCUGAGAACAUAUAUCGGACAUAAUAAAGCUGUGCGUGAUGUAUGUUUUAGCAACGAUGGAAGGCGGUUCUUGUCUGCCAGCUAUGAUAAGUAUAUAAAAUUAUGGGACACAGAAACUGGCCAAUGUAUAAAAGCAUUUACUACAGGAAAACUUCCAUAUGUAGUAAAGUUUAACCCCGAUGAGGACAAACAACCCAUUUUCUUGGCUGGGUGCUCAGACAAGAAAAUCGUACAGUUUGACAUCAAUACUGGUGAGGUCACUCAAGAGUAUGAUCAGCAUCUUGGAGCAGUGAAUACGAUUACUUUUGUCGAUGAGAAUAGAAGAUUUGUCACGACUUCAGAUGACAAGACUUUGAGAGCCUGGGAAUUUGACAUUCCCGUAGUGAUAAAGUAUAUUGCAGAGCCACAUAUGCACAGUAUGCCUGCCGUUACGUUGCAUCCCAAUAAGAAAUGGUUGGCAUGCCAAUCUCUAGAUAACCAGAUUGUAGUCUAUGGAGCUAAAGACAGAUUCCGAUUGCAUCGUAAAAAACGGUUCACCGGACAUUUGGUUGCAGGAUAUGCCUGUCAAGUCAACUUUUCCCCCGAUGGAAGAUUCAUCAUGUCUGGUGAUUCGGAAGGGAACAUGUGCUAUUGGGAUUGGAAGACAUGCAAGCUACUAAAGUAUUUAUCGGUUACCAUUCGCAAUGGAGUUUUUGCUGUUGACCUUGCCGAAUGA